This is a messenger RNA of Lathyrus oleraceus (garden pea), 534 nucleotides long. Its product is annotated as AP-4 complex subunit mu-like. The record is from RefSeq and is a predicted model, not a curated record. NCBI's taxonomy places the organism in Eukaryota, Viridiplantae, Streptophyta, Magnoliopsida, Fabales, Fabaceae. The transcript has a single exon. The coding region runs from base 1 to 534 and encodes 177 amino acids.
AUGUCGGGUACAGCUAUUACAAAAUCUGUCGUUACUAAUGAACCUGGUGGUAGGAAGAGGGAUGAGAUCUUUGUUGAUGUAAUUGAGAAAAUUAGUGUCACAUUCGAUUCUAGGGGAUAUAUACUUACUAGUGAGAUUGAUGGAACCAUUCAAAUGAAGAGUUAUCUUACUAGUAACCCGGAGAUUCGACUUGCACUCGAUGAGGACCUGAGUAUAGGAAUAAGUGAUUAUGGAGGUGGUGAAUUUCCUGUCAUGAAUUAUCGUAUCACUCAAGCAUUUAAGACACCCUUUCGUAUUAGUACUUUGAUUGAAGAAACAGGACCACUCAAGGCUGAAGUGACCAUUGAAGUGCGAGCGGAAUUCGACUCAAACAUCAAUGCCAACACUGCUCUUGUACAAAUGCCACUUCCUGCAUUUACAGCUCGUGUCAAGCGGUUGGACACACAACUGAUUUCAAGGAAAGCAAAUAGAAGACUGAAGUGGGGAAUAAAAAGGUUGUUGGUGGAUCUGAACAUACCUUACGAGCAAAGUUGA